Molecule: messenger RNA, 551 nt
Organism: Amphibalanus amphitrite
Lineage: Eukaryota; Metazoa; Arthropoda; Thecostraca; Balanomorpha; Balanidae
Product: prisilkin-39-like
Exons: 2
Coding region: 86-460 (124 amino acids)
Source: RefSeq, a predicted model, not a curated record
CGUAUAAAAGCGCCGGACAGCGGGUGGAUAUCACACACUCACUGAUCUACUCUCCCAGCAGUCGGAGGAACUACAAGCCGCAGAGAUGAACGCCAAGCUUGCGCUGCUGUGUCUGGCUGCCCUGGUGGCUGUUGUCUCUGCUAGCGGACACGGAUACGGAUACGGAUACUCCGGAUACCGCUCCGCCCCUACCCACUACGGUGGAUAUCGGCGUGCUGGAUACGGCUACGGCAGCUACGGCGGCUACGGCAGCUACGCCCCCCGUAGCUACGGCUACCACGGCCGCCACCGCCGCUCUCUGGGCUACAACUCCUACGGAUACGGAUACGCUCCACGCAGCUACGGAUACGGACACACCGGAUACGGAUACGCUCCCCGUAGCUACGGAUACGCCUCUCGCUCGUACGGAUACGCACCCCGGUCUUACGGAUAUGGUUACCGCUCUGGGUACUACCACUAAAUGUCAUAUCACCAAAUGUUCCUUUUCACAGCAAGUGCUUCAUGCUAUGGUGUGAUCAACCUCUCGCUCAAUAAACGAAAUUGAUCUUUAA